This is a messenger RNA of Hypoxylon fragiforme, 696 nucleotides long. RefSeq lists its product as uncharacterized. The record is from RefSeq and is a predicted model, not a curated record. Bases 150 to 584 code for a protein of 144 amino acids. The transcript is spliced from 2 exons. NCBI's taxonomy places the organism in Eukaryota, Fungi, Ascomycota, Sordariomycetes, Xylariales, Hypoxylaceae.
GAGGUAGGAUGAGAUGAGAUAGGGUCAGAAUGUGGUGGAAUAUACAGUGUUGAGUAACUCGUAUCGCCAAUAAUCGUCAAUCGCCAAUCGCGAUAAAUAUUUACUCCCUAUCCCUACGAACCACCUUGCUAUAAAAAAGGUAGGCAUGUAUGUUCCGAACUCGCAGAGCUUUCAGAGGCCUCUUGACGUUAAAAACAAGUCAACUUUGUUUCUGCAUAAUUCUUGGAUUCUUGGCCAUCGCUGCACACUGCUGGCCAGGUUCGGGAGACUGCGGCCAUUCAUCACAUUGGAGACGUCUUGAGCGAAUGAUAGGGUUUUGCCGUCGCGCGAAUACCCCUGAAAUUAUUUCAGUCCAGAACGCUAAGCCUCGGCCGGCGCCGCCAUACACUAAUUUCUCUCCGGUCACUAUACCGCAUACCACCGAUACACGUCGCGUACGAGAAGCGAUGAGAAGCCAAGCUCAACCAAGUAGCGUUCAAUUCCCUUUAGAAACCGGGUUUGCCGUACCCUAUACUUUCGUCCUUCUUUGUUCUUCUUUGUUCCAACUUCGAGCGCAAAGGGAUGGGAAUCUAUUUACAACUUGAAUCCUCGUGGGUAUUUUCAAACUUGGGAUAGUAAGGUUCAAUGCAGUUUACCGAAUCCACCCCUAAGAGCUUCAAAAAGGGUUGGAUUGUAAUACGCAGCAAACGAACUUCA